AUGGAUCCCUCUUUCGAGACUCUCUAUGGCUUGACACCUGUGAUGUCAUCGGCACAGCAGUUGAUCGCAUCCGUGAAACCCGCUUCUACCGCCCCAUUCAUUCCGGUGUCGGCAACCCCGAUCCCAGAUACCGGUCUUUCCCGGCGCAUCGAUGCAUUUGCGAAGUCCGAACUUCCUCCUCCAACCUACAACCACUGUCUUCGGGUAUAUCAUUAUGGCUUGGCGUUGAAGAAAUACCUAUUCCCCGCCUGGGCCUUCACCGAUGAAACCUAUUUCUUGGCCUGUGUUCUCCACGACGUUGGAACUGCAGAAGCGAACCUCAAGUGCACCAGGCUGAGCUUUGAGUUCUGGGGUGGUAUCAAAGCCUUGGAAAUUCUACAGAAGAUACCACACGAUGAUCACAAGGCUUAUGCCACCAAGGAUCAGGCGGAGAGUGUUGCGGAGGCCAUCUUUCGACACCAGGAUCUCUGCGAGGAGGGAAAGAUUACAGCUCUUGGACAGCUACUGCAGCUAGCUACUAUCUUUGAUAACACCGGUGCUUACUCGGAUUGCAUCCACCCUACGACAAUUGAAGAUGUGACAAAGCAUUUUCCGCGCAUGAAGUGGAGCGGCUGUUUUGCUGCUACAAUUCACAGGGAGAAUGAGUUGAAGCCAUGGUCUCACACCACUACUUUGGGGGAAGAUGCUUUUCCGGAGAAGGUGCUUGGAAACAAGUUGAUGGAACCAUUCGAGUAA
Messenger RNA from Penicillium brevicompactum, 735 nucleotides. Its product is annotated as putative urea hydro-lyase/cyanamide hydratase. The transcript has 2 exons. NCBI's taxonomy places the organism in Eukaryota, Fungi, Ascomycota, Eurotiomycetes, Eurotiales, Aspergillaceae. The record is from RefSeq and is a predicted model, not a curated record. The coding region runs from base 1 to 735 and encodes 244 amino acids.